Messenger RNA from Fomitopsis serialis, 1413 nucleotides. RefSeq lists its product as uncharacterized. The coding region runs from base 29 to 1249 and encodes 406 amino acids. The record is from RefSeq and is a predicted model, not a curated record. NCBI's taxonomy places the organism in Eukaryota, Fungi, Basidiomycota, Agaricomycetes, Polyporales, Fomitopsidaceae. The transcript has a single exon.
CCGCUCGACUUCGCAGUCGACAGAGCCCAUGCAGCAGUCGAGAGCGGCGUCAUCAUCGCACUCACAAUCUCGGGUCCCCUCUCCAUCACCAUCGCGUCCUCAGUCUCGCCCCCCGUCUCUGUCAGUUGUCGUGCCACCAACUCGUCCGACCUCGCCGACGCUCACACCUGCUUCGGCGUCGGACUCUGGAGCAUCAUCGAUCCUACCACCAGAACCCGAAGCUGGACCAUCAACGCCUCCACCCGUAGUGCAGAAGCCUGCCACGGCGACCCCUCCUCCGCCCCAGCCGGCAGUGUCUGGCAGACUCAAGAUCGGAAAUUCUCCUGUUACGAGGUCACGCUGCCGCUUCCACAAAAUCAGCUUACCUCGCGAAGAGAAUGGGCCGCGCAUUUACUUCGUCGUUCCUGGCUGUUCCCUCAGCGACAAGGAACUGAUGAAGGAGGAGGAGAUUGUCGAUCACGGAGUCCCUAGCUUCCCACAAGGCACCAAGUUGUUGGCAGACAUCGAUCACUUGAAACUGAACCCCUACAUGCUGGGCGUGCUUCGCCAGCUUGUCGGCGUCGACCUCCUCCGGGAACAAGAGGUGUUCUACUUGCCCCAGGAAGGGGAGGAGUAUGCGUGGAAACCCAAGCGUCAACACAAACACACCGUGUCCAAGGCAAAGUUAUCCGCUCGCGGACGAAAGUCCAUCGGAGCUCCUAUUCAGUCUGCCCCUGACUCCAACGGGAUCGCUGAAAGUAUUUCUGCUGCGAGAGCGUACUCCCGCGCAGGCUCCGUCUCCACUGUCUCAAGUCGUCAGAGUCGGAGAGGUCGUGCAUCAGGCAGAAGCAGCGUCGCCUAUAGCGCUUCUGUCGCUGGUAGCGACCUCAGUGAACUGAGUGAAGACGAAGAGCCGCCCAGCAAACGGCGAAAGACGGAGUCCGGUUCAUCGCCCCCGGCGGAAGUGGAGGGUGACAAGGAGGCAUCUGCGUCUCAGGCUUCAGCGGUGGCACCUCGGAGGCUAUCGAAGCGUUCAAAGCGACUCGGUAAAGAUGCCUCCGCCUACAAGCCGGAUCCUGAGGACGUUGUGGAUGUCUCGGAUGACGAGUCAGGGCCGAGUACGAAGCGCAAGAAGAGGGGCAAGCAGAGAGGCACCAAGCGUUCCAGGUCGGAUGAGCCUACUGAGGAGACUGUCGUUGAGACGGCCCCGCCGAAACGGCGCAGAACACGGAAGAAGGCUAUACAAGAAGCUAAUGGUGAAGACAAGUAACUCGUUUGCUACAAAAGACUACCUUAAUACCCGGGAGCUAGCUGAUACGUGCUGCUACAUUUGUGAUACCUAUACUGUACGAGGAAUCUGUGCCGUCUGUAUUAUAUCCUUUUCUCCUGCUCAUCAAAUUGGAUUUUCACGCACCGUGAUGCGCGUAGUUUGGA